Messenger RNA from Myripristis murdjan (pinecone soldierfish), 2407 nucleotides. RefSeq names its product acidic leucine-rich nuclear phosphoprotein 32 family member B-like. Gene Ontology annotation, biological process: regulation of apoptotic process. The coding region runs from base 122 to 877 and encodes 251 amino acids. The transcript is spliced from 7 exons. Gene Ontology annotation, molecular function: histone binding. The record is from RefSeq and is a predicted model, not a curated record. Lineage: Eukaryota; Metazoa; Chordata; Actinopteri; Holocentriformes; Holocentridae. Gene Ontology annotation, cellular component: nucleus.
GGAAGUCCCAGUUGUUCAUCCCGGCUCGCUUGACAGCGGUUCCGCGUUGAUACCGGAGAGAGAAACGAGGAGAAACAAGUUUUGGCAGAGAGCCGCCGCCGCAGGGAGAAAGCAGAGGAACAUGGACAUGAAGAAGAGGGUCUCCUUGGAGCUCAGGAACAGGACGCCGACUGACGUCCGGGAGCUGGUUCUGGAUAACUGUCGCUCCAGCGGGACGAUCGAGGGCAUCACGGAGGAGUUUGUGAACCUGGAGCUGCUCAGCCUCAUCAACGUCGGCCUGGUCAGCGUGUCAGACAUCCCCAAACUGGACAAGCUCAACAAGUUGGAGUUGAGUGACAACAGGAUAUCGGGGGGUCUGGAGGUCCUGGCAGAGCGGCUGGUGAAUCUAACGCACCUCAACCUCAGCGGGAACAAGUUCAAAGACAUCAGCACUCUGGAGCCCCUGAAAAAGCUGCCGCAGCUGAAGAGCCUGGACCUGUUCAACUGUGAGGUGACCAACCUGGGCGACUACAGAGAGUCCAUCUUUAAGCUCCUCCCCCAGCUCACCUACCUGGACGGCUACGACAUCGACGACUGCGAGGCGUCCGACUCCGACGGAGAGGGAGACGGAGUCGAGGACGAGGAGGACGAAGAGGGCGAGUCCGAGGACUUUGAGGAAGAGGAGGAGGAGGACGAAGAGGACGUGGUGGCAGAGGAGGACGAUGAAGACGACAGCGGAGACGACGAGGACGGAGAGGUGAACGGAGACGUGGACAGCGAAGAAGACGAGGAGGAUGAGGACGAGGAAGACGAGGAUGAAGAUGAAGACUCGUCUCCGGUCAAGGGCGAGAAGAGGAAGAGGGACCCCGAGGAUGAGGACGACGAAGACGACGAGUAAGACCGACGCAGACGCAGUGACCUCUGACCUCCUGCCCGGUGACCCUGAGACCCCCCCCCCUCCCUCCUCCUCCUUUCUGUGCAGCCUUUCCCACCAACACCUCACCACUCCUUCCUCUUUUUUAUUUUUUUAUUUUUUUUUCCAUCCUUUCGACGCCCGUCAUCCCUCCUGCUGCUGGCGGCUCCCGGCCGUUUACACCAAACCCCGCCUCUCGUUUUUCUUUUCCCUGCUCGCGUUCUCGAACCGUCGUCGUUUUUUUUGCCUCCUCCUCCCUUUUUCCCACCUUUCAUCUGCACUCGUCUCCCAAAUCCAGCGUUUUCUUUCUAUCAGCAGCGUUAGAGCGGUGCGACUCGCUCGUCCGAUGACUUCCGUUAAUCAAACAAACCAAAAACAGAGCCGCUAACACAAUAAAUGUUCCGUUCCUGCAGUGUUUACUUCCCGUUGACGAUGAACAAAUAACAACACGUCAAAUUCUGCCGAUAAAAAAUGAAUGAAAUGCAAAUUUGGAGCGCCUCAGUGUUUAAUUUACAUUUAUAACGACCAGGACGCCAGGUGAUGAAAUGAGGCUUUUUCCCACACAAUAACAGGAAAGUUGAAAAAUGUGUAGUGAAAUGAAAUGGUGACGUUAUGAUUUGACGUUAUUCCUGUCAAAGCAGCUCAACUGCAGUGUGACAUCUGUGGGAAUCGAUGCAGAUUUCAUUAAAAUAAAAUAAAAACUUUUCCUUUUCUUGUAAUAAAAUCCAGUUAAAUGUCAGGUGAAGCGUCCUAACGUCCUGCCUGCUCAUUAUUUGGGGACUUGAUGUCUUUCUCGUCCUCUGAGGAAAAGAGACAAACCUCCAGACGUGCAGGUGAUGUGGUCGAUGAACCGGAGCUGCUGGAGAGUUUUGGAUCAGAUCUGCUCAAAGGAAACAAACAAGGGCUCAUGGGAGGAAACGGCUUCCUUCCUUCCUUCCUUCCUUCCCUCCUUCCUUCCUUUCCUUUCCUCCUUCCUCCACUUUGCGAGGACUUGAGUUGCCCCCCGGGUUCACCCCACUCCCCUUCCCCCUCCGUUCUCUGAUGUCAUCACUGUGGGACUGCACCAGCGGCUGCGGUGACAUCAUCGUGAUGUCACGCGGCGGACGUCUCCUCGGCGCGGGGCGACGCUCGUCUCUCUUUUUGCCAACAGAGCUUUUUAAAAGAAAUAUUUUUUCAGAGGAAUUGAUUUUUUUUUUUUUUUUUUGUAUUAUUGUCAGGUUUAUCAAGGGGACAGUCGCUCUCUCUCUCUCUCUCUCUCUUUUCGUCCUGGUUUUCUCUCCAUCCGUCGCCCCUCCGUCACCUCCCAGCCUUCCUUCAUCCCUUCUUCCUUUUCUCUUUGGUCUGUGGGGAGAGAGAGACGGCUCGUUCCCUUAUCAAUUACACUGAUUAGUUGUGGUUGUGUUUUCUUUUUCUUUUGUUUUCUUUUUUACUUUAUGUAAGUUAAAGCAAAAACAAACAAAAAAAAAAAUACAGACAAAAAUGGACUUUGUAAAUAAAAUCUUAACAUUUUGCUCC